Penicillium antarcticum is the source of this 846-nucleotide messenger RNA. Its product is annotated as aldo/keto reductase. Gene Ontology annotation, molecular function: oxidoreductase activity. Lineage: Eukaryota; Fungi; Ascomycota; Eurotiomycetes; Eurotiales; Aspergillaceae. The record is from RefSeq and is a predicted model, not a curated record. The coding region runs from base 1 to 846 and encodes 281 amino acids. The transcript has 6 exons.
AUGGAAUCCUUCAGUCUCGCCUCUAUUAAGAGAAACCUUUCGGGGUAUGAAAUACCCGUGCUGGGAUAUGGGCUUUACCAAGUACCUGAUGCGGUCGCCGAAGAUGUUACCGACCAGGCUUUGAAGGCCGGGUAUCGCCAUAUCGAUUCCGCAGCGGCGUAUGGAAACGAGAGGGAAAGUGUCAGUGCCAUUGAGAAGGCGGGGCUCAAACGUUCCGAUGUUUUCUUGACAACAAAGGUUUCACCGAGAGCUACCGGAUAUGAGGCAGCAAAGCAGUCCAUUGAAGGAAGCCUCGCGAAAGCCAAAACUGAUUACUUUGAUUUGAUCCUUCUUCAUGCUCCGUUCGGAGGCAGAAAAGGCCGCCUCGGCGCCUGGCGUGCCUUGGUGGAAGCGCAGAAAACAGGAAAAUCUCGUUCGAUUGGGGUCUCGAACUUUGGAAUUCAUCACCUGGAAGAGUUGGAAACAUUCAUCCAAAGUGGCGGAGGUGGUAAGAUUGAAGUUGGCCAAUACGAACUCCAUCCUUGGCUUGGGCGUGCCGAUUUGGUCGACUGGCUUCACAAGCGUGGAGCAGUCGUCGAGGCAUACUCCCCUCUUGCCAGGGGAACUCGAAUGAAUGAACCCGCUCUCCACGCAAUUAGCAAGAAACACAUGAAGACACCCGCCCAGAUUUUGAUCCGCUGGAGCCUUCAGAAGGGCUUUGUGCCACUGCCAAAAUCAACUACACCUGAUCGUAUCAAGGAGAAUGUGGAUGUGUUUGACUUUGAGCUGGAUGACGAUGAUAUGAAGCUCCUACACACUGAGGAGUAUUCACCUUCUACUUGGGAUCCCACUACUCAGCGAGAUUAA